AUGGAUCUAGCUGGCGAUACCUUCAGGCAGGGUGUGGCACCCUGCGAGUACGUCUUCGACAACCAGAACAUCUGCCCCAAGGACGUUCAGAGCGCCAUCCAGCCGUGGAAUCCCAAAGCGUACGCCUACGUCAGCUCCGGUGGCAUGUACCUGCCUGUGCCGAAGGGGCCGCUGAUCGAAGGCGGCGCGGUGAAGCUGGACAACAAGCAGCUGUCCAUUGAGAACAACGCUCGAAGUUUGGGCCUCAACUGGUGCGCCUUCCGACCGCAGUACAUUUACGGGCCGAAAACGAACAAGCGAGAUUACAUUGACUGGUUUCUUGAUCGCAUCUCACGCGAUCUACCCUUUCCGCUGCCGGCAGAUGGCUCGCUCUUCACCACCCUCACGAACAGCGAGGAUGUUGCAGGGGAGUCCGUACAGGAAGAUAAAAGCCCGGAGCACCAAGCGAGGGGAAUCCAUGAUGCGCUUUAA
This is a messenger RNA of Symbiodinium natans, 471 nucleotides long. NCBI's taxonomy places the organism in Eukaryota, Dinophyceae, Suessiales, Symbiodiniaceae. The record is from the annotation of a GenBank genome assembly.